AUGCCUUUGCUGUGUGUGACACUGCGGAAUAUUUUCACUCUCAUCAAUGAGACUCUCAACAGUAUUGGUUUAGGUGACACGGUGAGGUCACAUGACAUCAUCAACAUCCAUGAGGGAGCAAAAGGACUAGGAUACGGCAUUUCAAAACCAGAGGAAUUGGAAUUCAUUAAAACAGUAGCCCAGCAGACUAGUAUUUUGCUUGACCACACAUACACUGGUAAAUCAGCACUAGCACUGACCAACGAGCUCAGGAAACACAGGUCAAAGUUCAAAGGCAGCCGAAUACUCUUUCUACAUUCAGGUGGAAUAUUUAGCAUGUUUGAUGGGCGGCUAGAAGAUGUCCUGAUGCAGUCAGCUGGAGAAACACUGGUACAGAACUGGAUGAACCCUGAAGAUGAACCAACUAUUGUAUGAUGAUACAUUAAUCAUACAAUAGUUGUUUGAUGAUACAUUCAUGAGGCUACGCUUCAUGAAUAUCUUGUACCGCUGGAGUUGAUGUAUGAUACACAUAUGAGGGCAGGCUUCAUUCCUUUUUUUCCUUUAAAUUUUUUUUUUACAGUUUAUUGCACAUACUAUGGAUUUUGCACUGUAACACUGCAAUGCAUAUCUUGUAACACUGGAGUAUACAUGUUGAUGGAUCUACACACAUGAGGGCAGGCUUCAUGAAAUAUUGCUCAAUUGGAUGCAAAUCUUAAUAUGCUUCAAAUAGACUUGGAUGAAUAGUGUGCAGUCAAGGUGGCUGCACCAACGCCCAGUAAACAAUUUAAAUAUCAGUUGAUUUGCGUUAGGUGUUUACUAUUUAACCUGUAAGCUGGGGUAGAGAUUAGGUGCAAGACCAGGGUGUGUCCACACGCCAGUUGGCCAUGUGUCAAACAUCUUUCCUUUAUGGGUCCUCAAUUCCACCAAGUCACAGCCAACAUUUGUCCCAGGCAAUGUGUGAUGCAAUUAUACACUCCUUAAACCCAAUAAUAAAAAUUAGAUGUUAUGGUAGAAGAAAAAUGUAAUACUGUUACGGAGAAUGUUUCUUUUACUUCAGUUUUUCAUGUCUUCUAAUGCUUGUUUAAUGCAGGCCCCUGUUAUUAAUAGGAUUAUGGUCCAUGUUUAAUGUUUUAAAUUUUUAAAUAAGUAUUUUUGUAAAUUUUAUAUAAUUCGGAUUUGGAUGCAAUUUUAAUGUUAAUAAAAGAAACUGGAAAAACUGAAUCUAAA
Messenger RNA from Anneissia japonica, 1206 nucleotides. Its product is annotated as bifunctional D-cysteine desulfhydrase/1-aminocyclopropane-1-carboxylate deaminase, mitochondrial-like. Gene Ontology annotation, molecular function: D-cysteine desulfhydrase activity. Lineage: Eukaryota; Metazoa; Echinodermata; Crinoidea; Comatulida; Comatulidae. The record is from RefSeq and is a predicted model, not a curated record. The transcript has 3 exons. The coding region runs from base 1 to 414 and encodes 137 amino acids.